Stylophora pistillata is the source of this 637-nucleotide messenger RNA. RefSeq lists its product as uncharacterized. NCBI's taxonomy places the organism in Eukaryota, Metazoa, Cnidaria, Anthozoa, Scleractinia, Pocilloporidae. The record is from RefSeq and is a predicted model, not a curated record.
CAAGCAAGCUAUAAAUGCUGAGUCAACCAUCGAGUGGCAAUUUAGGCUGAAGAAGUCGAACUGUCCAUAAUGUACGAUACUGGUAGAAAUCUUGUUGCUUUCAAAGUAAUCCUUCUAUUACUGCUGACGACUUCAACCUCUCACAGUAAGCCACAGCUGCGGCGAGAUAAAGCUGCUGAGCCAAGACGUUACACAUGGGACGAAAAUGAAGAUUACAUUUCUUACAUGUUCCCUUAUGGGAUCAAUGAUGCCCAGGAUCACGUUGAGCACUUGCCGCACUCAGAUCCCACAUGCCAACCAGAUUGUGCAUCCUUAACAAAAAUUAUGAAAAAGUUCUCCAACAAUACCGUGAAAGCUAAAAUUUGUAAUACGAUCAGGUGUAAGUGUGAAACCGAUAAAUUUGGAAGUAAAUGCAACAGUUGUAUAAGCAGAGGACGAAAAAGAAGUGCAUAUCUAAAUUAGGAAACAAGCAACAUCGACAUUUGGAUAGUGAUAUUUUAAAAUGUUUAAGGUCGUUUGAAAUAAAUGUUAAAGUUGAACACUCGGUUUAACUCCUGAGUCUUAAGCAAUCUGCUUGUAAUGAACGUAUUACGAUUGAGAAAAUUUCAAUAAAAGCGACAAAAAUAAAACUGAUUGA